AUGGGAGUCCCAGUACACUUCUGGAAUGACAAGACCUUCACGGAGAUCGCCAACGCGCUUGGUAAAAAACUUUUCGUCGAUGACAAAAAGGCUCGAAUUCAAGUCUCCAUUGAAGCAGACAAGCCUCUGCAGUUUGAACGUAGAAUUGGCUUUCCAAAUGGCGAUAUUGGAAAAGUAACUCUCACCUCUGAAGUUCUUCAUCGCCACUGUUUUACUUGCAACCUCAUUUCCCAUGAUGAAAACACUUGCCCUCAGUUAACGCCGGAGGAAAGGGAGUACAAGAGGAAGCAACUUCUGGAAAACCAGGCCAACAAUGAUCAAACAAGACUCCCGAUCCAUGGCUCCCAAAAUUUUAACCCUAGGAAUCAACUAAAAAGACCCCGGCCCCCUCUGAAAGGGAGACACUACAGCCCUGCAGAAACCUCACGAAGCAACGAGCUUUACCAUGAUGAAAAAAGAAGGAAGAGCACGCCCUCAUUCUUCUCAACUCGUGAGACUCGAGUUACUACAUACCAAGCCAAUGAUCGCAAAAGCUCAAGCAGAGAAGAUAAUCGACAACCUCACCAUGGUAGGGAAGUGUGGGGCCGUUUAGAGAUCCCAACCAGAUGGGAAGAUACCCAUCGAGGACGCAGCAACAAUCAUCAUCCCCGAAGCUUGUCCCGCAAGGAAGAGACACGCCCAAUCAAAAAACCUUCAAUGGAAUGGCGCCCAAGACGCAAUGUUGAGAGCUCUAGGAGCUAA
Brassica napus (rape) is the source of this 741-nucleotide messenger RNA. RefSeq lists its product as uncharacterized. Bases 1 to 741 code for a protein of 246 amino acids. NCBI's taxonomy places the organism in Eukaryota, Viridiplantae, Streptophyta, Magnoliopsida, Brassicales, Brassicaceae. The transcript has a single exon. The record is from RefSeq and is a predicted model, not a curated record.